CGACAUCUUCUGCGUGGAUGCUACAGUUCCUUUCGUCAACUCUACUUAAACCUUGUUUGUAAAAUACCAACCUAGCUCUACAGUUUUCAUCUACACUUUCUGAAAGCUUGACGUGUCAGGAUGAAAAUGACGCCACCUGGACUGACUUUAACGUCCAGAAUCACUCUUCAGCAUUCCGAUAGCCGGAUGCCCGUACUCGGCUUUGGAGUCUACCAGAUCGACCGAGCUGACUGUACAGCGGCAUGCCUCAGCGCCAUAUCAGCCGGUUAUCGCCAUAUCGACACCGCGCAGCUCUACCAAAAUGAAAGCGAGGUGGGUGUUGCGCUGCAGCGGUGCGGUCUGCCGCGUGAGGAGAUCUUUGUUACGACUAAGAUUCGAUAUCCCCGCCUCGGCAAGGGGAAGACCUAUCUUCGCGCCCUGCAGAGCAUCCAGAAGAUCGACCCACGCCAAGACGGAUACGUGGACCUGUUCCUUAUUCAUUCCCCGCACACGCUAAACCCCAAGGAUCGCAAGGAGAUCUGGCUGGCGCUUGAGAAGCUGCACAAGGAUGGCAAAAUUAAGGCUAUUGGUAUGAAGGAGUAUGCGACAAUAUGGCCACCUGCUGUGAAUCAGAUUCUACUGCACCCUUGGACGCAGCAACGCGAAACGGUGGACUACUGCAAUGAGCUCGGCAUAGUUCUUCAGGCGUUCAGUCCGCUAGCUAGAGGAAAUAAGCUUGGGGAGCCGACGGUCGUUGAGAUCGCAGAGAAGCUUGGCAAAACGCCUGCGCAAGUGCUAAUCCGGUACUGCUUGCAGAAGGGCUGGAUACCGCUGCAGUUGGACAAUAUGGGCCCUGUGGGCCAUAGUGAGAAGGAAGAGCGCAUUAAGCAAAAUGCGGAUGUUUUUGAUUUUCGCAUCUCGGAGGACGAUAUGGCAACGCUCGACCGUUUUGACCGUCAACAAGGACCGAGAUUCGAGUAGGACGCGUGCUACGUCUCUUUGAGCCGAUUAAAUAAUCAUAUAGAAGCCAUAUAUGAAUUUAUUACACGCCGGUAAUAGACCUCAGCAUCUCUCGGGCCAAUUAAGGCAGGGAGUACUAAGGAACGGAAAAUGUAGAUUCUGACGGCAUGGAGAGGUGCACAUACUCAUAAUACAGCAAAUGGUAGCCUACCACGCCUGACACUUACGGCUUUGACCACCUGGAAGGAGUGAAGAAGCCAUAUGAGUCACCAGUGGAUUCCUUAGGGUAUGCUACCGGCCAGACUAAAUAUGAAUAUGGCACGCUUGCUCGAAAUGGGUGGCGAGUUCCAGC
Molecule: messenger RNA, 1291 nt
Organism: Pseudomassariella vexata
Lineage: Eukaryota; Fungi; Ascomycota; Sordariomycetes; Amphisphaeriales; Pseudomassariaceae
Product: aldo/keto reductase
Exons: 4
Coding region: 121-960 (279 amino acids)
Molecular function (GO): oxidoreductase activity
Source: RefSeq, a predicted model, not a curated record